Molecule: messenger RNA, 813 nt
Organism: Cylindrotheca closterium
Lineage: Eukaryota; Bacillariophyta; Bacillariophyceae; Bacillariales; Bacillariaceae
Source: the annotation of a GenBank genome assembly
AUGCGAAAUCCCAACGAAACGCUCGUGCAACAAAGUAAUUAUCAAAAGCCCCAAUUCCCUUUGAAGCUGCAUGCUAUUCUAGAGGAAACUGAAGCCUUUGACCAUCAUGCAAUAAUCUCAUGGCUGCCAAAUGGACUUGGUUUCAAAGUCCAUGAUAAGGAUGCCUUUGAAGAACAGGUCAUGCCGAAGUACUUUAGAACCAACAAGUUCAAGGCGUUUCAACGAAACUUGAAUCUUUGGGGGUUUCAGACACUCACCAGAGACCCUGAUAGGGGUGCCGCCUUUCAUCCUCAUUUCAUCCGAGGAAAGCCAGACGAAUGCAGUCAGAUGGAACGCGUUCGAGUGAAGAAGGAAAUGAAACACAAGAAAGUGAUUCUUACGCCAACAGGAGAGUUGGAGCCACUGUGGUCAUCCUCAUCGCAGUCAUCUUCGCAUGCUUCCUUUCUUCCCGCUUUCCCAACAAGAUCUCAACGCGUCAAUACGGCUAAGGUCAUCAGUGUGACAUCAGCUCCUCCGUUGGAAGUGGGCACAAUUAUGGCUUCGAAAAACAUGAAACGCACACUAUCCAACAACUCUCCCUUUGCGUUGCUAAAUGUGCGAAACUACUCGGACGCACUUGAUUUCCGGAAACCAUGCAACUUGAUCUCGGACUCCAGCAGUGUGGCGGAAGCUUCUCCGAUAGCAAUGUGGUAUCCAAGCAACUCCUUAUCGCUGAACGUGCGACGCUUUCAGGAGUACCAGUUUGCUUUGGAGUGCCUACGGGCGGCCUCGUUGCACCAAGCCGGCAACGACGGUCUACCCAUCAUCUAUUGA